Sphaeroforma arctica JP610 is the source of this 291-nucleotide messenger RNA. RefSeq lists its product as hypothetical. Lineage: Eukaryota; Ichthyosporea; Ichthyophonida. The transcript has 2 exons. Bases 1 to 291 code for a protein of 96 amino acids. The record is from RefSeq and is a predicted model, not a curated record.
AUGACACCCAUUCCCUGUGUUGCUUGCCGUCUACAAGUCGACCUUGCCAUAAAUACCACUGAUACCGGCAAUAUUGUCCAAUCGUCUACCGAUGAUGAAAUGACAAUGAUGUUUGAGGAUCUCGUCGUCCAGCUCGAAUGGUUUGAUGGGGGCCCUAUCUUUCUCAACGACCACCGCGGAAUUGGCGUGGAACGAUUUGGCAAAGUGUUUUACAACGAGGUCUUGGAAGCCAAACGACUGACGAUGAAAAAGGUCUAUGUCAAAGUCAAGGAGAUGCACAUUUUCCUAUGA